AGCAGCAGAAACUACUCAAGUCAGACGGGCAUAAUUGCCGAAUCUUCGUACUGAACAAAUGUCCAUGAAGUUCCAGCCCUUCCUUGCUUUGCUUACCUUGCUUUUCCUGCAUAAAUUUCCCCAGGUUGUAGCGGACCUGAAUUCUGACAGGGAAGCCCUCCUUGCCUUUGCUGCCGCUGUCCCACAUGCCCGAAAACUGAACUGGAAGAAAACUACCCCAGUUUGCACGUCCUGGGUUGGGGUAGCCUGUAAUUUAAAUGGAACCGGUGUGAUUGCCAUUCGUCUUCCAGGUAUUGGACUUUCUGGUCCCAUUCCGGUCAAUACCAUAGGAAAGCUUAAUGCUCUCAUGAUCCUGAGCCUUCGAUCCAACAACCUCAAUGGAAAUCUUCCUUCUGAUAUCCCUUCUAUUCCUUCCCUCUGCUACCUAUUCCUCCAACACAACAACUUCUCUAGUGUCUUCCCAACCUCUCUUUCCCCCAGGCUGAAAGUGCUAGAUUUCUCGUACAACUCAUUCACUGGAAACAUUCCAACGACAGUUCAGAAUUUGACACGACUCACUAUUCUGAACCUCCAAAAAAACUACAUAUCAGGAGCCAUCCCCUAUCUCAAUCUCCCAAGUCUCAAAGUUUUAAAUUUCAGCUAUAAUAACUUGAAUGGCUCUAUUCCAAAAUCCCUCAAAAGGUUUCCUUCAUCAUCAUUUAUUGGGAAUCUGUUGUUAUGUGGUUCUCCUCUAAAGCGUUGCUUCACAGUCUCCUCUUCACCUUCUCCUUCUUCUCCGUCUUACUUUCUAGGCCCACCAACAGUUUCUCAUAGUCAACAUGCUACUUUGAAAAACAAACUAGGUGCUGGCUCUAUCAUUGCAAUAGUAAUUGGGGGCUUAGCAAUUCUGCUCCUGCUAGUAGUGAUCUUUAUACGCUGUUUGAAGAGGACAGAUGGUGGGGGCAGCGGCAUGAUGAAGAAAACAAUCUCUGGAGGUGGAAAGAGUGCGAAACCUAAUGAUUUUGGAAGUGGGAUACAGGAAGCUGAAAAGAACAAAUUGUUCUUUUUUGAAGGAUGCUCUUACAACUUUGAUCUUGAGGAUUUGUUGAAGGCUUCAGCCGAAGUUCUUGGUAAGGGAAGUUGUGGAACGACAUAUAAAGCUGCUUUGGAGGAGGGGACACAAGUGGUAGUGAAAAGAUUGAAGGAAGUUGCAGUUGGGAAAAGGGAGUUUGAGCAGCAAAUGGAAGUGCUAGAGAGGAUCGGACGACAUCCAAAUGUUGUGCCACUCCGUGCUUAUUACUAUUCAAAGGAUGAGAAGCUGUUGGUCUACAACUACAUGCCAGCCGGUAGCCUGUUCUCGCUCUUGCAUGGAAACAGGAAUGCAGGAAGAACUCCAUUGGACUGGGAUUCAAGAAUGAAGAUCGCCCUCGGAACUGCUAGAGGAAUUGCACACAUUCAUGCCGAGGGUGGUGGUAAAUGCAUCCAUGGCAACAUCAAGUCCUCGAAUGUCCUCCUCAGCGAUGAACUUGAGGGUUGUGUCUCUGAUGCUGGAUUGGUUCCUCUAAUGAAUGCCCCUGUAACCAUGUCUCGCAUCGUUGGGUACCGUGCUCCAGAGGUGAUAGAAACACGCAAAGUAACUCAAAAGUCUGAUGUUUACAGCUUCGGUGUGCUGCUCCUGGAAAUGCUGACAGCGAAAGCUCCCCUCCAGCCAUCAGGACAUGAUGAUGUGGCUGAUCUUCCAAGAUGGGUCCGUUCUGUUGUGAGGGAGGAAUGGACUGCUGAAGUCUUCGAUGUGGAGCUGUUGAGAUUCCAAAAUUACCAAGAGGAGAUGGUACAGAUGCUUCAGAUUGCGCUAGCAUGUGUGGCAAAAACACCAGAAAUGCGUCCAAAAAUGGAUGAAACUGUUAGAAUGAUAGAGGACAUUCGACAAUCUGAAUCCAAGAACAGGACAUCAUCAGAGGCUGAAUCAAACAUCCAAACACCAUGAUUUGCAUGCAACAAAAUUUCUGCUCUUUGGACUCAAAUGUUCAAUCCCUUGGGAUAAUAAGCUACUUUUUCCUUUUUUUCUGGGAAUUAACUAUUUCCAAAUUGUCAUCACUUUGACUGACAAGCUUUGAUCAAUGCUCUGAACCCAUGAUCUUUUGAUGAAAGUGUCAUCCUCAAUCAACUAUAAAUG
This is a messenger RNA of Durio zibethinus, 2155 nucleotides long. Its product is annotated as putative inactive receptor kinase At5g58300. Gene Ontology annotation, biological process: protein phosphorylation. Lineage: Eukaryota; Viridiplantae; Streptophyta; Magnoliopsida; Malvales; Malvaceae. The record is from RefSeq and is a predicted model, not a curated record. Gene Ontology annotation, molecular function: protein kinase activity; protein binding; ATP binding.